ACGGGCCGCACUCGCAUCAUUCUUUGACCCUUGGCACUGCCAGCGCAUGAUGUCGUCGUCGGUUGCUCCUCGCCGCCCGUCGUCGCCUCGCCUCCGCGCGCUCUCGUCCUCGUCCAGCAUCAGCGACGAGCGCGAGGCUGUGGCCGUGCGCCGAGCCAACAGCGCGGCCAAGCUCGCGGUCGUGACGCCGGACCGCUGCAAAGGCUGCCUCCGCCUCUUCUCCAAGAUGCUCACGACUAAGCAGUGCUUCCGCUGCAAGAACUAUGUGUGCGCGCUCUGCGUCUUCAAGGUGCCCAUGUUCCAUGGCGAGAAGGGCAAGCUGCCCAAGCACUCGCUCCACGCACGGCUCUGCGCAUCGUGCUACGACGAAAGCAUCCUUCGCGACAAUAGCACCAACAGCGCAAGCAGCCAGCCCGAGAUGAGCCCGCCGUCCGGACGCGACACCAAUGGCAGCCUCUUUGACGACGACGCCUGCGACUGCGCGCCGGCAUCAACCAUCGUCGUCGCGGGGCCGAGCGGCACGGCGUCGCUCUGGCUCUCUCUCGUCACGGGCUCGCUCAUGCUCGGCGCCGUGCUCCUCGAGUCGACCGACUUUCAUGUCCGCGCCGGCAGCCUCGUCGGCUUGUACGUGGUCUUUGUCGUCAUCCAUCCGCUCUGGAAGUCGCCAUCGACGCCGCUAUCCGCGCAGCUACCACCUCGACGAAAGCCCAAGGCGACGCGCGACCCGAGCGAGACUGCGUCCUCGGACGACGAAGACGAGCCAUCGAUUAACAUGGAUGCUGUCCUGCUCGCCAAGAAGGAGUGGCUCGAAGCCCGCUGGAGCGAGCUCACGUCGGAGCAAGCGGCAUGGGUCAAGAACGAGUCCAAGUCGACGGCAAGCGUCACGCUCUCGGAGCUCGACUGCGGCGACGACAUGCCCGUGUGCAUCAAGGUCGAGGCGUUUGUGCCCAACACGAGCGCCGACGAAAUACUCUCGUUCAUCGGCAACCCCGACCCGAAAGAGCGCAUCAAGUGGGAUUCCCACAUGGCCGCGCACACGGUUGUCGAGAGCGUCGAGUGGCCGGCGACCGCCCAGUCCGGUCGCGUCGUGCACAACGUGCAGAAGAGUCACGGCAUGGGCCUCGUGCCGUCGCGGGACUUUGUCUUGCUCGCGCUGCGCAAGUCGCCCACGAUCUACGUCCAAGGCAGCCUCGAGCACCCGAGCGUGCCGGACCGACCCGGCAGCGUCCGUGGACUGCUCCACAUUCUCGGCUUCGAGUGCGUGCAAACUGACGACGGCGUCCACUUGACGUACAUCAACCACGUCGACAUCAAAGGCUCGUUGCCGCGCAAGCUCGUGGCCAACGGCACGUGCGACAACAUGGUGAGGCUCAUGACGACCGCCAUCCACGCCAAGAAGAAGUGGCUCGUCUAAAUUGCCAAGUUGCUGUUGACAACAAGCCCGUCUGAAUGUAUGUAGAAAGUCCUAUUUUAGCCACA
Messenger RNA from Saprolegnia parasitica CBS 223.65, 1479 nucleotides. RefSeq lists its product as hypothetical. The coding region runs from base 47 to 1414 and encodes 455 amino acids. NCBI's taxonomy places the organism in Eukaryota, Oomycota, Saprolegniomycetes, Saprolegniales, Saprolegniaceae. The record is from RefSeq and is a predicted model, not a curated record. Gene Ontology annotation, molecular function: lipid binding. The transcript has 3 exons.